AUGGAGCAUCAGGCUUAUUGGGCUUUAAAGUUCUUGAAUUUUAAUCCCUUUGAGACUGUUGAUAAGAGGAGAAGACAACUUCUAGUGCUUGAAGAGAUCCGUUUGCAUGCUUAUGAUUCUUCAAAGAAUUACAAAGAAAAAGUUAAGUUCUAUCAUGAUAGGAAGUUGGUGAAGAAGGUCUUUCAUCCAGGCCAACAGGUGUUAUUGUUCAACUCUUGCCUCAAGCUCUUCCCUAGGAAAUUGAAAUCCAAGUGGUUUGGGCCUUUCAUAGUUAAGAAGGUCAAACUUCAUGGUGCAAUUGAGUUGAUGGAUCCAUCUGCUGACAAUCCACAAAGAAGUUGGGUGGUUAAUGGGCAACGCCUCAAGCAUUACUUUGGUAGUAAGGUUGAACGCCUUACCACAAUCAUUGAGUUGCUUGACCUUUGA
Vigna umbellata (rice bean) is the source of this 426-nucleotide messenger RNA. RefSeq lists its product as uncharacterized. The record is from RefSeq and is a predicted model, not a curated record. NCBI's taxonomy places the organism in Eukaryota, Viridiplantae, Streptophyta, Magnoliopsida, Fabales, Fabaceae.